AUGUGCCUCAUAACCAAGGCAAAUGAAUUUUGUUCCACACCUACUGAUGAAUUCAAAUUUUGCUGUGUUUUACCUGGGCGAUUUCACUGGCCAGUUGUUUCUUUUCUGUCACUAGACUUUCGUCUGGCGCUCAUUCAGCUUCAAGUAUCCACCGUCAAAUCCGACAACCUGCAGCGAGCCUGCAGGAUGGUGAAAGAAGCAUCAGCAAAAGGAGCUCAAGUUGUGGCUCUGCCUGAAUGUUUUAACUCUCCUUAUGGAACGCACUUCUUCAAGGAAUAUGCAGAGAACAUCCCUGGAGAAACGACACACAAACUCUCAGAAACCGCAAAGGAGUGUAACGUAUAUCUUGUUGGAGGAUCCAUUCCGGAAGAGGAUGCUGGAAAGCUGUAUAAUACCUGUACUGUCUUUGGGCCUGAUGGAGCUAUGUUGACCAAGUAUAGGAAGAUUCAUUUGUUUGACAUUAAUGUUCCUGGGAAGAUACAGUUCAAAGAGUCGGAAACACUGAGUCCAGGGAACACUUUCUCUACAUUUGAUACUCCGUACUGCAGAGUGGGCCUGGGCAUCUGCUACGACAUAAGGUUUGCUGAGCUGGCUCAGAUCUACGGGCAGAAAGGUUGCCAGCUGUUGGUGUAUCCGGGAGCUUUUAACCUGACAACAGGACCAGCGCACUGGGAACUACUACAAAGGGGACGAGCUCUUGAUAAUCAAGUCUAUGUAGCCACUGCCUCUCCUGCUAGAGAUGAAAAUGCUUCCUACAUUGCUUGGGGACACAGCACUGUAGUAAAUCCAUGGGGGGAAGUUAUUGCCAAAGCUGGUGCCGAGGAGGCCAUUCUGUACGCAGAUAUAGAUCUGAAGAAGCUUGCGGAAAUCCGUGAGCAAAUCCCGGUUUUGAACCAGAAGCGCAACGAUCUGUAUGGCCUGGAGGUGAAAAAGUGA
This is a messenger RNA of Tinamus guttatus (white-throated tinamou), 936 nucleotides long. Lineage: Eukaryota; Metazoa; Chordata; Aves; Tinamiformes; Tinamidae. The record is from RefSeq and is a predicted model, not a curated record.